This is a messenger RNA of Leptopilina boulardi, 1583 nucleotides long. RefSeq names its product fatty acid 2-hydroxylase (gene Fa2h). Gene Ontology annotation, biological process: fatty acid metabolic process; lipid biosynthetic process. Gene Ontology annotation, cellular component: endoplasmic reticulum; membrane. The coding region runs from base 393 to 1421 and encodes 342 amino acids. The record is from RefSeq and is a predicted model, not a curated record. Gene Ontology annotation, molecular function: heme binding; iron ion binding; fatty acid 2-hydroxylase activity. Lineage: Eukaryota; Metazoa; Arthropoda; Insecta; Hymenoptera; Figitidae. The transcript has 8 exons.
AAAAAUAAAAGAUUGCAACUUGCUUUUUCAUUUACAAAGUUCAUAUUUGUCGCAUCAGUAGUUUUAAAAUAUUGUACACAUAAAUACUUUAAAAUUUAAAUAAAAAUAAAUAAACAAUACUCAAAAUUAAGAGAGAAGACUGCGGUUUGACUAGCUCAAGCACCUACUGCAGUCAGGCGUAUAGUAGUGCGAGUUAUUAUAUCCAGGUGCUCAAUUUAUAAUGUUUGUUACAUCAUAUCUGUUACAUCUUAUGUGAUAUAUAGUUUGCUUGUUCGGAACUAAUAUAGAUUUUCACACGAUAAAUCAAACACUUUGCACGAGUCUAUAAGAGAAAUAAUAAUCACGUUUUGUUAUUAUAUUAAUUGAAAACUGGCAAAAAAUUUUAACAAGUUAUGACUGAGAGAUUGAAAAAUUUUGAAAAUAACAAUAAAAAAUUAUUGGAAAUGAAAAUAAAUGAUAGUGAUAAUGAAAAUAACUCAGUGAAUGGGAACAAUGAAUUUUUAGUGAAAUAUCGUGGUAAAAAUUAUGAGAUUAGUGAUUUUUUAAAAAAACAUCCUGGUGGUAGUAAAAUUUUACAACCAUUCAAAGGAUUAAGCCUCGACGAUGUUUUAAUUCAAAAUCCACAUUCUGAAGCUGCUCUACAUAUUUUUCAAGAAUUCGUCAAAGAAAAUAGAGACGACUAUGACAGUAUUGAGAGGCUUAUUGAUUGGAAUUCACCAAUUUUAUAUCAAGUGGGUUCACUGGCUGAAAAUUAUUGGAAAUGGGUGAAUCUACCAGUAAAUCGAUCAAUUCGUCUUUUUCGCUCAAAUUUUUUGGAAAGUAUUACAGUCACCCCUUGGUUUAUUGUACCAAUCGUAUGGAUACCAAUAUCACUCUAUUAUUUUUAUCUCGGAUGCUUGACAAAUACUUCAGGUCAUUUCAUUUAUUUUUUGCCUAAAAUUUUUAUUGCCUUUUCCUGUGGAAUUUUGUUGUGGACCUUUCUUGAAUAUAGUUUACAUCGAAAAUUAUUUCACAUGAAACCACCAUCGAAUUCCAAAUUUCUCAUUACUCUGCAUUUUAUUUUACAUGGAGUUCAUCACAAGGCACCUUUCGAUAAUCAAAGACUGGUUUUUCCACCUUUACCUGCUGCAAUAAUUGCAUUUAUUUUAUUUAAUUUGUAUAAAUUAUUAUUCCCUCAAUUAUUUAUGCAUUUUGUAUUAUCGGGUGCAUUAACAGGAUAUUUAUGUUACGAUUUAAUGCACUAUUAUUUGCAUCAUGGUUCUCCCAAGGCUGAUACUUAUCUCUAUGAUAUGAAACGUUAUCAUAAUUAUCAUCAUUUUUCACACCAUGAUAUCGGUUUUGGAAUAAGCACAAAACUCUGGGACUAUAUCUUUGAAACUAUAAUUCAUUUACGAAGACUCGCAAAGUCUAUUGAAUGGUAAAUAAAAGAAUUUAUUUUUUUUCAAAAAAUUACUUUAUUUUUGACAUUUUUUUUUUUUUUUGUUUCUUUUUAUACAGUGUAAAAUAAAAGAUAUUAUAAUUUAAUUUAAAAUGUAGAAUAUAAAACAAAAAAAUGCAUGUCAUGUUGUGGCUUAUAACUAUUA